This is a messenger RNA of Saccoglossus kowalevskii, 1440 nucleotides long. Its product is annotated as transient receptor potential cation channel subfamily M member-like 2. Gene Ontology annotation, biological process: calcium ion transmembrane transport. Gene Ontology annotation, cellular component: plasma membrane. NCBI's taxonomy places the organism in Eukaryota, Metazoa, Hemichordata, Enteropneusta, Harrimaniidae. The record is from RefSeq and is a predicted model, not a curated record. Gene Ontology annotation, molecular function: ligand-gated calcium channel activity.
AUGGUGAUAUUGGUGAGUGCUGCCACAUGGGGUAUUGUAGACAACAAAGAUGCAUUGGAUGGAAAUAAGAAUAAACAUCUAUGGCCUGCAUAUUAUCCUGCUAAAGAUCUGAAAGGAGGUCGUAAUACAGCUGCAUUGGACAGCAACCACACACACUUCAUCUUAGUAGACAACGGCACAUGUGGAAAAUAUGGAGCUGAUAUUGAACUCAGAGCUGCACUGGAAAAAUACAUUGCUGAUGAAAAGUUUAUUUCUGAUAAGCAGGUUGGCGACAUGGAAGAUAAGCAUUGUGAAAGAGUACCUGUUGUUUUGGUUGUUGUGGAAGGUGGUCCUAAUACAUUGAAGACUGUGUAUGAGUCAACAGAAAAGAAUAUGCCAGCAGUAAUAGUUGAAGGCAGUGGCAGAGCUGCUGACAUCAUUGCCUAUGCAUACAAGAAAACAAAGCCAACUGAUGGCAGUGACAGUAAUAUUAGUAAGGAUGUUGACAGGGAAGACAUACGAAGAAGGAUAGUCAGAGCAUUUAAGUUGAGAAUAAACGAUGAGACUCAGAAAACUGUGGAGGAAUACAUUGAUUGGGUGGAGUCCUGUAUAAGUAGAAGAAACCUUAUCACUGUAUUCCGAAUUCAAGAUGCUGACCACAGAGACAUUGAUGGGACGAUCUUAUAUGCGUUAUUGAAAGCGAGAUCUGGUUCAGUACAAACCCAGUUGAAUCUAGCAUUAGCAUGGAACAGAGCAGACAUUUCUAGACAAGAAAUAUUUGCCCCUGAAAGAAGAAUGGAAUGGCAGACAUUGUACAACCCACAAAACUCUCCUGAAGAAGCUUCUGUCAUGACAGUAGAAUUGGUAAAAGUACAAAUCGCUUUACGGAAACAACGUAUGAUGUGGCCAACAAAAGAUCAGUGGAAUAGAUAUUUACUUCCAUUAGUUGGUUCCUUAUUGACUAGACUCAUGGGUGAUGAAUAUCCAUUGAAUUAUUCAUCUGAUAUAUUUGUUGUGGAUCCAUCAGGACCCAGAACACAGCAUGAACAUCAUGAAGAUAAAAGUCUUUCAAGAGAAAGAGAUGAAUUUAAGUUUGAGUAUGCAGAGAAGGAGUUGUUUUUAUGGGCAGUGUUGAUGAAUAGAAGAGAAAUGUCUCGUCUCUUCUGGCAAUGGGGUUCAAGUCAUAUAGGUGGAGCCCUUGUUGCUGGUAAACUAUUGAGGGCGCUGUCUAAGAUUGCUGCUGCUGAAGAGGAACUUGAACUUUCUCAAGAUCUUCGUAAUCAUUCUAUGGAAUAUCAACUAUUGGGUAGAGAUGUAUUAACCGAGUGUUACAACAGAGACAAGAAGAAGUCCCAGUUACUUGUUGUACGGGAAUUACCUCACUGGGGACAUACAACAUGCAUGUCAAUUGCCGACUCAGCGUCUCAAAUGGAAUUUAUGGACCACAGUUUGUCAAAAUAA